Osmia bicornis bicornis is the source of this 629-nucleotide messenger RNA. RefSeq names its product probable 28S ribosomal protein S6, mitochondrial (gene mRpS6). Gene Ontology annotation, molecular function: small ribosomal subunit rRNA binding; structural constituent of ribosome. The coding region runs from base 108 to 557 and encodes 149 amino acids. The transcript has 4 exons. Gene Ontology annotation, cellular component: ribosome; mitochondrial small ribosomal subunit. Gene Ontology annotation, biological process: translation. Lineage: Eukaryota; Metazoa; Arthropoda; Insecta; Hymenoptera; Megachilidae. The record is from RefSeq and is a predicted model, not a curated record.
CUCCAUCCAUGAUUGUAAUUUAGGUUAUAGUACUAAGUUGUGUUUAUUAGGAAGGAGUACGUUUGAAGUGUAUUUUAUUUAAUUAUUUAAAAUAAAAAUUUACAAAUAUGCCGACCUAUGAAAUGCCAUUAUUAUUACGGCUCGGAAAGAAGGCUGAAUAUGCAACUAUUUUAAAGAAUGUGGCAAAUUCGAUAUUUGAAACAGGAGGAUUCAUUAGAAAACUUGAGAAUUGGGGCGAUAAGGAACUUCCAUGUAAAACAUCAAGUCAUGGUGCAGUUCACAAAAAAGCUGGUCAUUUCUUCAUUGCCUUUGAUGCUCCGCCAGCCGCAAUAGAUAAAAUUAUUGAUGAAUCUAAAAGGAAUUUGAGUAUUGUAAGAGUAAAUGUAUAUCUACAGAAUGAACCAGAACAAGUAGAAUGUACAUUUGCUGAAGAAUUAUUGCCCCCACCUUACAGACCUAGUGUUCAAAAAAUGUUGGAAAUGGCUAAGAAACAGAAAAAUGAUAAAUACAAAUUUAAAUAUAAUUCGGGAUUGGACUAUUAUCCUUUCAUGAGAUGAGCAAUUUGUUUAUUAUUAUUUAUUAAAUAAUGCAGUAUGUAUGUACAGUUUAAAAUAAUAAAAUCUGUGUAA